AUGGCCUCAAAACUUAAAACCUUCAUCAAUCUCCAUGGCGGCUACACAGCAACUCUAUCCCGCCAGAAUCGCUCGGUAUCUUCUUCAAAUCCCUCUUCUCGGAUUCUCGCACCUGCCCACCAAUCGCACUAUCGGAAACAGAAUUUGAUCGCGAAUCUCCUUCAGAGGUAUGGAUUCCCUCAAUCCUCUCUCCAACACUUCCUCUCAAAGAACAAUUUCCUGCUGAAAUCGGAUUUAGCCGAGACCGAGAGCUCCCUCGGUGUCUUGUUAUCGCUGAAAAUCCCUCAGAAAUCACUCGUUAAGUUGAUCUCCGAUUGCCCUCACGUUCUCCGAUCGGAGUUCCUGAGGAAAUGGAGAGCUCCAAUCUCGGAUUUCGUGAAAUUCGGCCUCUCUUCCUCCGCGAUUACGAGCGUCCUCGAAUAUUCCAGUAGAAUCGGAAUCGGUCCUGAGAAAUUUCACGAAUGCACGAAGAUUCUGAAAGGUUUAGGGUUUUGCGAUAGUACUGUUAGUAAGAUCUUAACUGCGUUUCCUGGCGUAAUUGCUGUGAAUGAGAUUGAAAUCCGCAGGAAGAUUGAGUUUUUGAUUGGAAUUAACAUUCAUAGGGAUAACAUUGAGAGGUUCUUCCACAUUUUCCCUGAGAUUCUCGGGAUUGGUGAGCUUUCACGGUGUUUGGAGCUGAUCAAGACGUUGAAAUGCAGAGAAGUGAUCAGAGUUAGCAUCCUCAGCGAAGGAUUGUUCCGUGCUGGAUUCCAAGUGAAGCUGAGGAUCGAUUGUUUAUGCAGAUACGGUUUGAUUCACAGAGACGCGUUCAAGGUUGUGUGGAGAGAGCCGAGGGUGGUCUUGUACGAGAUCGAUGAGAUUGAGAAGAAGAUUGAGUUUUUAACAAACCGGAUGGGGUUUCACGUCGGUUACUUAGCUGAUGUACCGGAGUAUCUAGGUGUGAAUCUGCAGAAGCAGAUUGUUCCGAGGUGCAAUGUUAUUGAUUACUUGAAGCUGAGAGGAGGGCUUGGGUGUGAGAUUGGGUUGAAAGGUUUGAUAAAGCCAAGCAUGAAGAGGUUUUAUAAUCUGUACGUGAAGCCGUAUCCAGAGUGCGAGAGUGAAACAACGGCAUCCUCCUGGGCUUUGGAAGCUUAUGAAGCCGCCUAG
Molecule: messenger RNA, 1146 nt
Organism: Microthlaspi erraticum
Lineage: Eukaryota; Viridiplantae; Streptophyta; Magnoliopsida; Brassicales; Brassicaceae
Source: the annotation of a GenBank genome assembly